AUGGCUGGUACAUUUUUAUUCACUUCUGAAUCCGUCGGUGAAGGUCAUCCAGAUAAGAUCUGUGACCAAGUCUCCGACGCCAUCUUAGAUGCCUGUUUGGCCGAAGACCCUCACUCCAAGGUUGCCUGUGAAACCGCGGCAAAAACAGGUAUGAUCAUGGUCUUCGGUGAAAUUACCACCAAAGCACAGUUGGAUUACCAAAAAAUUGUCAGAGACACCAUUAAACAAAUUGGUUACGACGAUUCCGCCAAGGGAUUCGACUAUAAGACCUGUAAUGUUCUUGUUGCCAUUGAGCAACAAUCUCCAGACAUCGCUCAAGGUGUCCACGAGGAGAAGGAUUUGGAAGAUAUCGGUGCCGGUGACCAAGGUAUUAUGUUUGGUUACGCCACAGACGAAACUCCAGAGGGACUACCUUUGACUAUUCUUUUGGCUCAUAAAUUAAACAUGGCCAUGGCUGACGCCAGAAGAGAUGGUUCUUUGGCGUGGUUGAGACCAGACACCAAGACCCAAGUCACCGUCGAAUACAAGGAUGACCACGGUAGAUGGGUUCCGCAAAGAAUCGACACCGUUGUCGUCUCCGCCCAACAUGCUGACGAAAUCACCACCGAGGACUUAAGAGCGCAACUAAAAUCCGAGAUUAUUGAAAAAGUCAUCCCUAGAGAUAUGUUGGAUGAAAACACCAAAUACUUUAUCCAGCCUUCCGGUAGAUUCGUCAUCGGUGGCCCUCAAGGUGACGCUGGUUUGACCGGUAGAAAAAUCAUUGUUGAUGCUUACGGUGGUGCCUCAUCCGUCGGUGGUGGUGCCUUCUCCGGUAAGGACUACUCUAAGGUUGAUCGUUCCGCCGCUUAUGCCGCCAGAUGGGUAGCCAAGUCCCUAGUCGCUGCUGGUCUAUGUAAGAGAGUUCAAGUUCAAUUUUCUUAUGCCAUCGGUAUUGCCGAACCAUUAUCCUUGCACGUUGACACCUAUGGCACCGCUACCAAGUCCGACGAAGAAAUUAUCAACAUUAUUAGCAAGAACUUUGACUUGAGACCUGGUGUAUUGGUCAAGGAGUUGGACUUGGCUAGACCAAUCUACUUGCCAACCGCUUCUUAUGGUCAUUUCACAAACCAAGAAUACCCAUGGGAAAAGCCUAAGACUUUGAAGUUCUAA
Molecule: messenger RNA, 1149 nt
Organism: Saccharomyces paradoxus
Lineage: Eukaryota; Fungi; Ascomycota; Saccharomycetes; Saccharomycetales; Saccharomycetaceae
Gene: SAM1
Product: methionine adenosyltransferase SAM1
Exons: 1
Coding region: 1-1149 (382 amino acids)
Biological process (GO): S-adenosylmethionine biosynthetic process
Cellular component (GO): cytosol
Molecular function (GO): methionine adenosyltransferase activity; ATP binding
Source: RefSeq, a predicted model, not a curated record